UUCAGUGGCGCGGGUUUGAUAAUAUUGGUGGUACACGGUGCUGAUCGGGUUGUGAUACUCUUCACUUUGAAAUAAGUUACAAAUACACAUAUAUAUUUUAAAGUGUCCAUUUAAUUUCUAAUCACCGCAAGUUUAGAGGACGGUGUUUGCAAGAUAAGUAAUCUAAAAUGUUUCAACAAAGAACUCCUGUGGGGGCAUCACGUAAGUCAGUGACCACGCCGGGUUUACAAGUCGGCGGUCGAAAAAGUCUUACAGCCUCGGGGUCGCCUGGUAUAUUUUCCCCAAUACGCAGGAGCGCAGUUCCUGCAAGGGGCAAUCUCACAAGGACACAAAAUUCUGCUGUCCGUGAAACUUUACAUUUUGAUGUUCAUACUUUUGGAUCUGCACUUCCAGUCAAAGUUCUGGAAACUCUGGCAGUGGUUGAUGCCGACCAUCAGAUUACUGUUCAUGUGGAUGAAAGUGGAUGGGCAUGGUUGGUCUCUGGAGAGAAACUUAUUAUUUGGAGGAUUUUACAGACCACAAUGGCCAAGUCAUCGGUCUCCAAAGAAAUGCAUCUUCCACCUAGCCAGUUUGCAUGUUUUGCUGAUUUGGUUGCUCUCUCCUUUCAAGAUGGCAAUGGUGAAAAUGCCUCCAUACAGUCCAUCUCCGCCAUGGCUGUCACCCAGGAAGGAAAUGUACGCUACUGGCCCUCUUUGGCACAUGAAGGAACCUAUACAGAGACAACAGUGGACUUUGGUGGACACUUAUGUAAUUUUUUAACUGCAGUUAAGGGAAGUAGUUUUGUUGUGUCAUCCUUUAAAAACCAACUGAUACGUCUUGGUCCAGACAGUUGUGGAAGAAUUCAGCAACGUACUUUGCAGCAAGGGCAGGGUAUGCUGUCUGGGAUUGGACGUAGGAUGUCUACUCUGUUUGGAAUUCUAACUCCCCCUACUGAUAUAACACUCCACAGUCUGAUAUGGGACAGAAGAAGCAGUAGCCUGUAUACACUGACGAGUAGCAAUGUCAAUAAAUGGGAAAUUGAUGAUCACUCGGAACGACAAGUGCUUAGCUGGGAUAUCCAGAGAAAUCUAAAUGAGAAAAUAUGUGAUGCAGUCUGGGGAUCUGAUGGUAAUUAUGACAAGUUUAAAGAUGACAUCACUGUUAUGUACCUAUGCAUGCAGCCUUGCCAGGAUGGUCUUAUUAUUUUGGCAGUAACAUGGCAUCCAGAUGGCACUCCCAGAGUGGGUUAUUAUUGCCUUGUGACAAUAAAGGAUGAAGGUUAUCACUUGUCAGAUGAAAUACCGGUGGAAGUUACCAAGUACAAUCCUGCAUUUCAGGCUGAAGAAGAGCUUUUGGGCUGUCAGUUCUUGGUUCCGUGGUUUUCUAGACAUGCUGCUUACUUGUUUACAGAAGAACUUGUCAUUGUUAGUCCAACUGGCAUAGGGAGAGGGUCAAUACCAGAAGACAAGAUACAGUUCAAUUCUGCAGGAGACAAGAUUCUGGGCGCAGGUUGUUGUGCAGGCCUGCCGAUUUUCUUCUCCAGGAAUAGUGGUCUAGUUGCAGUCAAUGCCAGAGAGAGUGCAUCCAUGCUUCCUGAAAUUGUUGAAAAUUCAUUGUCAUCUGCCAUGGGUGGAAAAUCGGCAGAGUUGUCUCUACAAGAAAGUUGUAUACAACCAGGAACUACAGCUCAAGAAGACAUGAUCAGUCUACUGAAAGCAGCAUUUCUUCAGUAUUGUCGGAAAGAUUUUAUAGGUGCACAAAAUGUUGUGGAUGAAUUAUUUCCCUCCAAUGGUGGUUUGGAUUCUCUUGCUGAGCUUGACAGAAAUGUUGCCCAGAUAAGUGUUGAUUUGAUAGAUGACUACCCUGCAUCUGAUCCAAGAUGGGCCGAAUCUGUUCCUGAUGAGGCACUUGGAUUUAAUCAGCCUUCCCUUAUUCUUCUUCAUCAACUAGAAGAUAAACUGAAAGCUCAUACAUUUUUUAUUGAGUUCCUCAAACAUGUAGAUCUUUUUGAAAGGUUAAGUAUUGUUCAAGUACGUGGUAUUCCAAUGGCAACCAACCUUCUACUCUGUGAACAUGCUGAAAAGCUGACCAGUGCUAUUGUGCUUAAGAACUAUCAUUCUAAGCUACCCCAGUUGGUUAACAAAGCCAUUAAUGUGGCUUUACAGAAGAAGGGCUGUGAUAUUCCUCCAAGUCUUACACCAGCUGAUAUUUUCUUCAGAGAGGUUUCAAAGGUGGACUUAAUUUUUGAGUGUUUGCUUGAAGAAGAGGACCAAGUUUUGAAAGACACUCACUUUGAGACAGCGGAAUGGGCUCAGAUAAUCAUUGAUGUCAACAACAUUUUUAAGGAUGUUUUGCAAGCUGCUGGACAGUAUCGAGAAUCAAAUGCUUCUGUGUACCAAAAAGAAGCUUCAUUAGAGAAGGAUCCAGAAUAUUUGCCAUGGACAGCCUCAAGUGGUCCUGGGGGAGUACGUACAGUAAUUGCUCAGCAACAUGGAAAUAUUCUACAUGCAGUAUACCCACUUGCUGAUACUUCAUUUCGUGUUAUUCUCAUUGAACAACUUGUGGCGCUGCUCGAUUCCUACCUUGAUGGGUAUGUUGCACAACUGAAAUCUGUAAACCGGCCCAAUCAGUCCAAAAGGUACCAUUCCAUUGAAAUGGAAUAUAUACAGAAGCGCUCUGAGCUACUUUCACCAUUACUUUCCUUGGGGCUAUAUCAAUAUGUUGCUUCUCUUGCUGAAAAAUAUUGUGACUUUGACCUGUUGGUGCAACUGUGUGAGAAAACAGACAACCAGAGCAGACUUCAGCACUACAUGACAAAAUUUGCUGAUCAGAAUUUUUCAGAUUUCCUGUUCCGGUGGUAUAUGGAAAAAGGAAAGCGGGGCAAACUUCUCUCUCAACCUAUUGCUCAGCAUGAACAGCUUGCCAUGUUUUUGCAGUCUCAUGAACAUUUGAGUUGGCUUCAUGAAGCUCACAUUCAGAAUUUUGAAAAGGCGCAUAAGACACUGUACACACUUGCUAAUGCAGAGACAAGAUAUUUUGCCAAGAAGAAAACUCUUCUUGGCUUAAGUAAACUUGCAGUCUUGGCAUCAGACCACGAUGAGAAUUUCAUACAAGAUAUGGUUGAAGAAAUAAGAGAGCAGGAACAGUUUCUCUUAUACCAAGACACACUUCCUAAGGCUCUGCUGGAAGAGAAACAGCUUAAUCUGGACACAAUGCCUUUGUUGACAGCCCACGAUCUCAUAAAUCUUUACAUUUGUGAUGAUAACAGAAGAGCUAAUGAAUAUGAUUUUAAGAAGGCAUUAGAUCUUCUCCAGUACAUUGAUAAGGAAAAUGAUGUGGAUAUUGAAGUUCUGAAAAAGGAAAUAUUUUGCAAAGCUCUUUUACGCGAUAAUUGGUUUUCAGAAUGUAAUGAUGAUCCCAUUGAAGCUGCAAAGGAUAGCAUUUUUGUCAAGAUACUGCAGAAGCUUCUGAAAGAAGGAAUCUCUCUUCAGAAUUAUUUGCCAGAUGUCAAAGAGCUGCUGCAAUCCGAUGAGAUUAAAAAGCUAAAAUCAAAUUCAUACUUUGAAUUUGCUUUGCGGGCAAACUAUGAACGUUAUCAGCAGUGUUAGGCAUCUUAAGAAUUUUUUUUUCUGGAAGUGUUUAUGGAUUUCUCAUUUAUAUUCCUGUAAUAAAUUUGUUAAUUACAUUUUUUAUAAUAAAUAUAGUAAAAAAAGUU
Messenger RNA from Polypterus senegalus (gray bichir), 3694 nucleotides. RefSeq names its product nucleoporin 133 (gene nup133). NCBI's taxonomy places the organism in Eukaryota, Metazoa, Chordata, Cladistia, Polypteriformes, Polypteridae. Gene Ontology annotation, molecular function: structural constituent of nuclear pore; protein binding. Gene Ontology annotation, cellular component: nuclear pore outer ring. Bases 168 to 3587 code for a protein of 1139 amino acids. The record is from RefSeq and is a predicted model, not a curated record. Gene Ontology annotation, biological process: protein import into nucleus; poly(A)+ mRNA export from nucleus; transcription-dependent tethering of RNA polymerase II gene DNA at nuclear periphery. The transcript is spliced from 26 exons.